Aspergillus calidoustus is the source of this 1272-nucleotide messenger RNA. Lineage: Eukaryota; Fungi; Ascomycota; Eurotiomycetes; Eurotiales; Aspergillaceae. The record is from the annotation of a GenBank genome assembly.
AUGUCCAUCGAGGUCGAUUGGGGGACUGCAACCUCUGGUCCAGACGGCGAGGCUCUGGCUGAGCGUAUCCGCUCCUUCAUCCACGACAAAUUCCAGCAGGUGCCCCUCCCACGAUUCAUCCGCUCUGUCCAAGUCCAUGCCUUUGAGUUUGGAACCAUCGCGCCUGAUCUCGAGAUCAAAGACUUUUGCGAACCGUUUGCCGACUUUUACGAAGAUGACGACGAUGACGCGGCCUCUGACAUCUCGGAAGAGUUGAGCCACGACGAUCUGUGGCAUGGAACGCAAUCCGAGCUCAACGAGCCCUCCUCCUUUCGCGAAGACGUACCGAUAACUAGACACCAUCAUAGCCUUCGAGAUCCCUUUGAUACCGAUCAUCGCCGUCUACCGUCCUCCCCGUUACGCUCCCCAAUCGCUCUCGGAGACCACCUCAAUCCUCACUUCUUGCCUCGCGCCGGUACACCAGGUAUUCCCGGCGGAACUUCGACAUUGGGCUACCACCUCAUGUCUUUGGGAGGCCUCUCGGGUACGCAGACUCCUCUCGCUGCCGUCGCAGGUGGCUCUCCAUUUGCCAACAACUGGCCGGACUCGACGGGACAUGGGAACAGGGGCGGGAAUCGACCGUCCGCGCACCACCGCCCCGACGCAGAUAUCGACUCUAGCAAUCCGACCUCGCGUCCCUCAACAGCAAGCACACACCCCUCCGGCUCAAAAAAGAAUAGUCGGGAUGGAUCCCAUCACCCAGAUGAGCAUCUUGCCGACGAUCCAGCUCAUCCCUCUGGUCCCCUCGGCCUCCCACCUCGCAUGCGAGAGCGCCGGCCGGAGGAUUUCCAAGUCCUCUGCCACGCCAAAUAUGCUGGUGAUAUCAAAAUAUCUUUGACCGCUGAAAUACUUCUCGAUUACCCCAUGCCCAGUUUCGUCGGGCUUCCUCUCAAGUUGAACGUCACCGGUGUAACAUUCGACGGCGUCGCGGUAAUAGCCUAUAUCCGCAAACGCAUUCAUUUCUGUUUUCUCUCUCCAGAGGAUGCCGAUGCACUAGUUGGCUCCCCUAGUAACGACCACAGCCAACAAGACUCCGGUCCCGGUUCGGACCUCAAACAAAAGGGUCUCGGCCUUUUGCAAGAAAUCCGAGUUGAGAGCGAGAUUGGCCGCAAGGAGGACGGGAAGCAGGCUCUCAAGAACGUCGGCAAGGUCGAGCGCUUUGUUCUUGCCCAGGUGCGGCGGAUCUUUGAGGAAGAGCUUGUGUUCCCGAGCUUCUAUACAUUUCUUGUUUGA